Messenger RNA from Maylandia zebra (zebra mbuna), 3298 nucleotides. RefSeq names its product ATG9 autophagy related 9 homolog A (S. cerevisiae) (gene atg9a). Gene Ontology annotation, cellular component: autophagosome; phagophore assembly site. The record is from RefSeq and is a predicted model, not a curated record. NCBI's taxonomy places the organism in Eukaryota, Metazoa, Chordata, Actinopteri, Cichliformes, Cichlidae. Gene Ontology annotation, biological process: piecemeal microautophagy of the nucleus; autophagy of mitochondrion; protein localization to phagophore assembly site.
UGAUGUACUCCAGACGGCUAGCUGUUUCGAAAAUGAAACUGGCUUACCUCUGACUUUGAUAGGUAAAGACGAGAAAACGAAAAUAAAACGCUUCUUUAAAAAAUUUCAGGCGAUUCACUCUUGCGGCCGGACACAGCGGAGGCUCAAGACACAAACGCGGGAUAUGUUCAGCAAAUACCAUACCAGUUCGGGGCGUGUUGUACUGGAAUGGAGUCUGUAGCAGCAAGUUUGACAACUCGGUGAGACUGAAGCUGCUGUCGGUAUGGCGCACUUUGACACAGAAUACCAGCGCCUGGAGGCAUCAUACAGCGACUCUCCCCCGGGAGAGGAGAACCUGUUGAUGCAUGUGCCUGAAGGAGUUAAAUCUCAAUGGCACCACAUAGAAAACCUGGACCUGUUUUUCCAGAGAGUCUAUAAUCUGCAUCAAAAGAAUGGAUUCACUUGUAUGCUGCUCGGAGAGAUCUUUGAGCUGGUUCAGCUGCUGUUUGUGGUUGGCUUUACAGUGUUCCUUGCUAACUGUGUGGAUUAUGACGUCCUCUUUGCCAACAAGUUUGUAAAUCACACCGAUUCAUCUAAAGUCACCUUGCCAGAUGCAUUCCUCCCAGUGGAUGUCUGCAGUGCAAGAAUCCGAAACAAUGCAUUUGUGAUCUUUGUGCUGAUAAUCUCCGGGGUGUUUUGGCUACAUCGGCUCUUUAAAUUCAUCUACAAUGUGUGCUGUUAUUGGGAGAUCCGAUCCUUCUACAUCAACGCCCUUAAAAUGACCAUGUCAGAGCUCCCCUAUGCAACGUGGCAGGAGGUUCAGGCCAGGAUUGUUGAGAUCCAGAAGGAACAUCAGAUCUGCAUCCAUAAAAAGGAGCUGACAGAGCUGGACAUUUACCACCGCAUCCUCCGCUUUAAGAAUUACAUGGUUGCCAUGGUGAAUAAAUCACUCCUUCCUGUGCGAUUUCGACUUCCUGUACUUGGGGAGUACGUGUUUUAUACUCGGGGUCUCAAAUACAACUUUGAGCUCAUCUUCUUUUGGGGACCAGGCUCCCUGUUUGAGAACGAGUGGAGCCUGAAACAGGAGUAUAAGAGGGGAGGGAACAGGCUUGAGCUUGCAGACAGGCUAGCCUCUCGUAUCCUGUGGAUCGGCAUUGCAAAUCUGCUGCUGUGUCCAGUCAUUCUUGUGUGGCAGAUCCUUUAUGCCUUUUUCAGUUAUACUGAGGUGAUCAAGCGAGAGCCUGGCUCUCUGGGGGCGAGAUGCUGGUCUCUGUAUGGUCGAUGUUAUCUGCGUCAUUUCAAUGAGCUGGACCACGAGCUCAUGUCACGCCUCAGCAAAGGCUACAAGGCUGCAUCCAAGUAUAUGAACUGUUUCCUUUCACCACUGCUCACAGUGGUUGCCAAAAAUGUGGCAUUUUUUGCCGGGUCUCUUUUGGCCGUUCUCAUCGCCCUGACCAUCUAUGAUGAGGACGUUCUUGCAGUGGAGCAUGUGCUCUCAUCAAUCACACUCCUUGGAGUGUGUAUCACAAUCUGCAGGUCAUUUAUUCCUGAUAAACAUAUGGUGUUCUGCCCUGAGCAGCUGUUGCGGGUCAUUCUGGCUCAUAUCCACUACAUGCCUGAUCACUGGCAAGGCAAUGCACACAGAUACGAGACCCGAGACCAGUUCUCCCAGCUGUUCCAGUACAAAGCAGUGUUUAUUCUAGAGGAGCUGUUAAGUCCAGUGGUGACUCCCAUCAUCCUCAUCUUCUGUCUAAGGAGAAAGUCUUUGGAGAUCAUUGACUUCUUCAGAAACUUCACUGUGGAGGUGGUUGGGGUGGGAGACACCUGCUCCUUUGCUCAGAUGGACAUUAGGCAGCAUGGACACCCUGCGUGGAUGUCAGAGGGGAAGACAGAGGCAUCUAUCUAUCAGCAGGCAGAGGAUGGGAAGACGGAGUUAUCGCUGAUGCACUUUGCCAUCACUAACCCCCAGUGGCAGCCUCCUCGAGAGACCACACACUUUAUCAGCCAGUUGAAAGAAAGAGUUCACAGAGAAGCCACAGGGGCUCCUUCAGACACACAUCCAAUGUCUCUGUCAGAGUCUGAGCCACGGAGUCUCAUUGCAAACCUCUUGACAGGUCCCUCCACACUGGCCUCAGUUCAUUUUGACCGGGAUAUUUCUUUAGCAAAUCAUGCAGCAGCUGGCAUAAACGAUGGGGGGUCCGCCUUACGCUCUCUUUCACCAAUUAGCAGCAGCCUCCACUUGAGAGGCAGCUUAAGUGCAGCUCACAGGGCUGCUGGCCAUACUAGCAGAACAAUGGCAGGCUCAGGGACCGACGCUCGAACUGUGAGCUCAGGCAGCAGCGCAUGGGAAGGUCAGCUUACAAGUUUGGUCCUAUCAGAGUAUGCCUCCACUGAGAUGAGCAUCCAUGCACUUUAUAUGCAUGAGCUCCAUAAACAGCAGUCUCGUGGCGAGAUGUCCCGCCAUACCUGGCACAGACAGGAGAGCGAUGAAAGCAGCGACAGCAUCCCAGAUGAAGUAAGGAGCGAACCCAUUCCCCAUUCAAGAAAUUUCCCUCGAUCGCACACUUUCCCCACCACAGUUCCCAGUCCUAGUGCCAUUCCCACUUCAGCUUCAGCCACCAGCAGCACCGCUCUGGGCCAGGAGAGGCCAACAGCACAGAGCAGCAGUCAGAGACACCACAGUGGACCUACAACUGACCCGUUUGGUACAGGGGUAAAGAUAGUGAGGUCAGCACGUGUGCCAAUGGGGGGAUGGGCAGAGGAUGGUCAAACAGCGCAACGACACCAUGAACCACUACCAGAGGAGAGUUUAGAGGAUGAAAUGCCUCCUCACAUACACAAGGUUACAUAAUCAAGCCAUGUGAAUACCUGCAUCUGCCCUUCUAUAGAGCCCACAACAUUGAUCCUCAUCCAGACCCUUUUCCAGGACUGAACAUCUGAUCUGACAUAAUGCAAAAGCAGUAAAACCAUCUGAACAGGUUUAGAUAGUUAUUGCCUUUGGUCAUUCGAAUACUUUGUGACUUUGCGACAUCAAUGAUAUAUUUAACAGGCAUUUGGAGUAAACGUGUUUAUCAGAAGAGGACCUUCAGGAUCAAGUUAUUUCUAAUAGCCACUGUGCACAUCAGAUUACACUACACAUAUUUAACAUCACGUGGGAUGAAAGUGCGUAUGCUGUGGAGACACAGUGCUUGUGAACACCAAGCACUGCUGGAAAGUAAAUAGUUUGCCCAAACCAGACCACAGGAGUCCGGACUGUGCUGUCGACCACUUUUGCAAACAUGAUAACAUGAAAUAAAGAAAAUGAAGAAUGUCUCCAUAA